CAGUCGCCCCCCCCGGGUGAGAGAGGCCCCCCAGGACCCCCCCUCGGCCCCCCCCUCACCCUCGUGUCCCCAGAGGCCGGGGACCCCCCGGAGCAGCCACAGGACCCCGAGGGCUGCCAGGAGCCGGGUGACAGCGGGGACGAGGCCGAGGCCGCCGGGGACCCCGACGUCACCGAGCUGGGGGUCACCUACAAGCAGGUGUACCCCGAGGUGCCGCUGCAGCUCUUCCCCGCGCCCCCCCCUGGGGGUCCUGGCUCUGCCCCACCCCGCCCUCGCCCGCACCCAAUCGUCCCCCGCCAGCGUCAAACCCCCCCAGCCCGAGGGGACCCCCAAGCACCUCUUCACCACAGGCGUGGUGUACGACACGUUCAUGCUGAAGCACCAGUGCACCUGCGGGAACACCACCAUCCACCCCGAGCACGCCGGGCGCAUCCAGAGCAUCUGGUCCCGGCUGCAGGAGACCGGGCUGCUCGGGAAGUGUGAGCGGAUCCGGGGCAGGAAGGCGACGCUGGAGGAGAUCCAGACGGUGCACUCGGAGCACCACGCGCUGCUCUACGGCACCAGCCCCCUGAACCGCCAGAAGCUGGACAGCAAAAAGCUGCUGGGUCCCAUCACUCCCAAGACGUACGCGGUGCUGCCGUGCGGGGGCAUCGGGGUGGACAGUGACACGGUGUGGAACGAGCUGCACUCGUCCAGCGCCGUGCGCACGGCCGUGGGCUGCCUGCUCGAGCUGGCCUUCAAGGUGGCCGCGGGGGAGGUCAAGAACGGCUUCGCUGUCAUCCGCCCCCCAGGCCACCACGCCGAGGAGUCCACGGCCAUGGGCUUCUGCUUCUUCAACUCGGUGGCCAUCUCGGCCAAGCUGCUGCAGCAGCGGCUCAGCGUGGGCAGGAUCCUCAUCGUGGACUGGGACAUCCACCACGGGAAUGGCACCCAGCAGGCCUUUUACAGCGACCCCCACGUGCUCUACAUCUCCCUGCACCGCUACGACGACGGCAACUUCUUCCCGGGCAGCGGCGCCCCCGAGGAGGUGGGCAGCGGGCUGGGCGUGGGCUACAACAUCAACAUCGCCUGGACGGGCGGCGUGGACCCCCCGAUCGGGGACGUGGAGUACCUGACAGCCUUCAGGACCGUGGUGAUGCCCAUCGCCAACGAGUUCUCCCCGGACCUGGUGCUGGUCUCCGCCGGCUUCGACGCCGUCGAGGGCCACCUGUCCCCGCUCGGGGGCUACUCCGUCACCGCCAAGUGUUUCGGGCACCUGACGAAGCAGCUGAUGAUGCUGGCGGGGGGCCGGGUGGUGCUGGCGCUGGAGGGGGGGCACGACCUGACGGCCAUCUGCGACGCCUCCGAGGCCUGUGUCACCGCGCUGCUCGGCCUCGAGCUGGAGCCCCUGGACCCGGCCCUGCUGCAGCAGAAGCCCAACGUGAACGCGGUGGCCACGCUGGAGAAAGUCAUCGAGAUCCAGAGCCGGCACUGGAGCUGUGUCCGGCGCUUCGCCGCGGCCGUGGGCCGCUCCCUGCUGGAGGCGCAGCGCGGGGACACCGAGGAGGCCGAGACGGUGACGGCCAUGGCGCUGCUGUCGGUGGGCGCCGAGCAGGGGGGGACGGAGCCGCGGCACGGGCCCCCUGAGGAGCCGAUGGAGGCCGAGCCCACGCUCUGACCCGCCCAGAUCAUCUGGAAAAAGCAAGGAACACCCGGAAGAGAUGGAAAAACCACACACACAAACACACACACACGCAAAAAAAUCACAGUAAAAGGAAAAAAAAAACAAAAAAAACCCUAAAACAUGCCAAAA
This is a messenger RNA of Hirundo rustica (Barn swallow), 1792 nucleotides long. RefSeq names its product histone deacetylase 5-like. Gene Ontology annotation, biological process: chromatin organization. Gene Ontology annotation, cellular component: histone deacetylase complex. Lineage: Eukaryota; Metazoa; Chordata; Aves; Passeriformes; Hirundinidae. The record is from RefSeq and is a predicted model, not a curated record. Gene Ontology annotation, molecular function: histone deacetylase activity. The transcript is spliced from 15 exons. The annotation marks the transcript as partial.